Messenger RNA from Cylicocyclus nassatus, 1304 nucleotides. The record is from the annotation of a GenBank genome assembly. Lineage: Eukaryota; Metazoa; Nematoda; Chromadorea; Rhabditida; Strongylidae.
AUGUUCAUUGGUAGACCUGAAAAAUCAAUGAGCGAGAUUUCCAUCUCGAAUCAUGACGUUGACGUGCUUGAAAAGCGUUUCACUUGCUGGAACAGUUUGCCGAUGGAACUGAAAGUUAAAGUCGUUCGGAAUCUGCCGUACCCAACACUGAGGAACUUCAUGUUUCUUAGCAAGGAGUGCAUGGAAAUUGCGUUAUUGCUAAAGGCUUCAGUCCAUGCAGUCUUCCUUCUGGAUGCGGAGUACGGUGGGAGGAGUGGCUCUUUCGCAAAAAUCGUCGUGAACGACAAGCUGAGGAAGAGCUAUACUAUCGGAUUCGAGGGGAAGGGUAGGAGUUGCAUAGCACGCAGGAUAAGGAAUAGAGGGCAGAAUAUGGCUAAAGGACUAGAAUAUCCUAUGGAGUCGUGUUACGCUGUCUCGAUGCGUGUGUUAUUCCAAAUAGCGAAGAAUCUGAAACCUGAGAACGUAGUUUUGGAGUUGGCAAACGUAGGAGUUGUCAAAGAAACCUUGAGGAAGCUACCAUCCACAUUGUCAAUCACAUGUGGAGCGCUUACUGUACGCUCGACUGAUCUCUCUUUUCUUUCGAUGCUUCUGCCUCAUGUAACUCCCGGGUGCGAAUUACGAAUUGAUGGACGAAUCAUGAAUCCAUGCUUAUUCAUAACGAGUCGAUACUCAUUCAUAGUCAAACGUAAUAACUUGACUUCUAGGGUUUUCGACUUGGAAGUGGUAAAGGCUGCUCCCUUCAUCAGGAGUGUUGUUGACUGCGAUAUCAAUGACGAGCAACUGGUUCAUCUGAGAGCAUCUGAGCUUCAUCUCAGAGCGCCCAGAAUUUCGGAAAAGGGACUUAAUGGCCUGAUAUUGCAAUGGAUGAAAGGGAGUCGAAAAAUAGUCAGGAUCUGCAUUGUGGAGAAGACAUUCAACUUCGACAUGAUCUUUGAAAAUGUUGACAAAAGCAAAGUUCAGUCUAGUUCUCUUGAACUUCUGCAAAUUCCCUUUUUCGACAAAUACGUGAAAAUACGCCCUCCACACGAGCGUCUUGCUUUGGUUCGCAACGAAUUGGGUGAUCAGCUACUUGUGAACAUAAGCUGGAAGUUUUGCGAGAUAAUGGAUCCUUAUGCAGAGUACAUGUCACAGAAUUAUGAAUUCGCAUCAUUCCAAACAACUUCGUUCUGGAGUCCAUAACUAGUAUACCCUCAUGCGUGAUUUAUAGUUUAGGUUGUUGUUGACAUUUAAAGGUAGUGUCGAAUCUUGAUUACUAUUUCUACUGGUAAAGGUACAAUAACGCUGUUUGCAAAAAAGAAAGAGGC